AAGAUGUUAAGCCUUGGAUGGUGGAAAAGAAAGGAAAGGAAAAUAAAAGGGGAAAAAAGAAAGAUUACACAGCAAACAUGCAAUUGUUCGUCAAUUGCAAAAUCAGUAAAGUUUAUUAUCAGCUUAUUGAAGCUCUAAUAAGUUAUAAUUUUCUAUAUACUCAUAAAACUAAAAGAAUGGUCUAAGCUUCAAUUCUCCUCUUUAAAUAAAGUUUAUGCUUUCCCUCCAUUUUCUGCUUAACCUUCCUUGUUCUUCUACAUAACUCAAGGGCAGCUUCUUCAUCAAAACAUUCCUUUCUUAACAAAAACAUCUCAAAGCUACCAUUUUGAGAUAAAAAGAACCUUAAAAAUUAUUCCUUCCUUUAAUACUCUCUUUGGUGAGUAUAACUUCUUUGCUUCCACUUUGAGUUUCAGGUUGCAGCCCAAAAAAAAAAGGACAAUGAUACUAAUUGUAGAAGUGAUAGAUGCUCAUGAUCUUAUGCCUAAAGACGGUGAAGGGUCAGCUAGUUCAUUUGUAGAAGUUGAUUUCCAAAACCAACUAAGCAAAACUAAAACCAUUCCUAAAAACCUUAAUCCUGCGUGGAACCAAAAACUUGUCUUUGAUCUAACGGAAAGCGAAAACAUCCAUAACCAAUCCAUAGAGGUCUCUGUUUAUAACGAAAGAAGAAUUAUUGACGGUCGAAACUUCCUUGGUAGAGUUAGAAUUCCUUGUUCUCACAUUGUCAAGAAAGGUGAGGAAGUUUAUCAAACUUUCCAAUUGGAAAGUAAGCGGUUUUUUUCUCCUGUUAAGGGUGACAUUGGCCUCAAAAUUUGUAUCUCACCAGAAUCCAAAACAAAAUCUCCUCCUCCUCCUCCUCUCUUCUCUCCACCAAAACCACCAGAAAGUAAUAACCUUUCAGAAAGCAAUAAUCUUGGCUGCAAAACACUAGCUGCUGUUCCAAAAGCAGAAGUUUCUGCAAUUAGUACUACUAAAGGUACUAAAGCACAACCUGAAAAAGAAAUUUCUACGCUUCCAGUGAUAGUAAAUUCUACUUCAUUUAUUGAAUCUAGAGGAGUUGCUUCUGAGAAAGAGCUAAACGGCGGGAGAAUUUAUAAGCAUCAAGUUCUACAGCAACCUCAAGGUGUAUUAUACACAAUGCACUCUGUCAAUCAACCAGAUCAUCCUAGUGAACAAGAUGACUAUAGUUUGAAGGACACUAAUCCUCAACUCGGGGAACGAUGGCCUGCUGGUGGAGCAUUUGGAGGCAGAGGAUGGAUGAAUAGUGAAAGAUAUGCAAGUACUUAUGAUCUCGUCGAGCAGAUGUCUUAUCUCUAUGUUCGCGUUGUCAAGGCGAAAGAUCUUCCUCCUAGUUCCAUUACUGGAAGCUGUGAUCCUUACGUGGAAGUGAAGCUAGGAAAUUACAAAGGGAGAACAAGGCAUUUUGAGAAGAGAAUGAAUCCAGAAUGGAAUCAGGUCUUUUCUUUCUCGAAAGACCGAAUUCAGUCAUCAACAUUAGAAGUUUUUGUCAAAGACAAAGAAAUGUUGGGAAGAGAUGAUUAUCUUGGAAGAGUAGUUUUUGACUUGAAUGAGAUCCCAACUAGAGUUCCUCCUGAUAGUCCUCUAGCUCCUCAAUGGUAUAGACUAGAGGAUCGACGUGGAGAAGGGAAAGUAAGGGGAGAGAUUAUGGUUGCAGUUUGGAUGGGAACACAAGCUGAUGAGGCCUUCCCGGAAGCAUGGCAUGCAGAUGCUUCUUCAGUUUAUGGAGAAGGUGUUCUUAGCAUUAGAUCAAAAGUCUAUGUAUCACCAAAAUUGUGGUAUCUAAGGGUGAAUGUGAUCGAAGCUCAAGAUAUUGUUCCAAAUGAUAGAAGCCGCAUACCAGAAGUAUAUGUAAAAGUUCAGGUUGGAAGUCAAGUGCUAAAGACCAAAGUAAGUCCUACUCGAACGUCUAAUCCACUUUGGAAUGAAGAUUUGGUGUUUGUGGUAGCUGAACCUUUUGAAGAGCAGCUGCUGAUUACUGUUGAGGAUAAAGUUCACCCUGCAAGAGAUGAUGUAUUGGGGAAAAUAAGCCUACCAAUCAACAGUUUUGAGAAAAGGUUAGAUCACAGGCCUGUUCAUUCUCGCUGGUUCAAUCUAGAGAAGUAUGGAUUUGGUGUCCUUGAAGUUGACAGGAGAAAAGAGCUUAGAUUUGCAAGCAGGAUUCACCUGAGAGCUUGUCUCGAAGGUGGGUACCAUGUCCUCGAUGAAUCAACAAUGUACAUCAGUGAUCAAAGGCCAACAGCAAGACAACUGUGGAAACAGCCUGUUGGGAUAUUGGAAGUAGGUAUUUUGAGUGCAAAAGGCCUUCUCCCAAUGAAAAUGAAGGAUGGCAGAGGUAGCACAGAUGCUUAUUGUGUAGCUAAGUAUGGCCAGAAGUGGGUUCGAACAAGAACCAUUCUCGACACUUUCAAUCCGAAAUGGAAUGAGCAGUACACAUGGGAAGUCUACGACCCCUGCACGGUCAUAACAUUGGGAGUUUUUGACAACUGCCAUUUAGGAGGUGGUGAGAAACCAAAUGCACCAAGUGCAGCAAGAGAUGGACGAAUCGGAAAGGUCAGAAUUCGAUUAUCAACCUUAGAAGCUUUUCGAAUUUACACACAUUCCUAUCCACUGCUUGUUCUACACCAAAAUGGAGUGAAGAAAAUGGGUGAACUGCAACUCGCAGUUCGAUUCACUACACUGUCUUUAGCUAACAUGAUAUAUGUGUAUGGUCAUCCUUUGCUGCCAAAAAUGCAUUAUUGGCAUCCAUUCACAGUAAAUCAAGUAGAUAGUUUAAGAUAUCAAGCCAUGAGUAUUGUAGCAGUAAGGCUUGGUCGAGCUGAACCACCACUGAGAAAAGAGGUGGUGGAGUACAUGUUAGAUGUGGAUUCCCACAUGUGGAGUAUGAGAAGAAGCAAAGCCAACUUCUUUAGAAUCAUGUCACUUUUCUCGGGUAUGAUCUCAAUGAACAGAUGGUUUGGUGAUAUUUGCCAAUGGAGGAACCCAAUCACAUCAGUUCUGGUUCAUAUCCUGUUUCUGAUACUGAUAUGGUAUCCAGAACUGAUACUCCCAACUAUUUUUCUCUACAUGUUCCUUAUUGGCCUAUGGAACUAUAGAUUCCGGCCGAGACAUCCACCUCAUAUGGAUACAAAACUAUCUUGGGCAGAAGCAGUGCACCCGGAUGAACUUGAUGAAGAAUUCGACACAUUUCCAACUUCCAAACCCCACGAUAUAGUUCGAAUGAGGUAUGACAGGCUUAGAAGUGUUGCAGGCAGGAUACAAACAGUAGUAGGGGACAUUGCCACACAAGGGGAGAGGUUCGGGUCUCUGCUUAGCUGGAGAGACCCCAGAGCAACUAGUCUUUUUGUUAUGUUUUGUCUUUGUGCAGCUGUUGUUCUCUAUGUGACUCCAUUUAGAGUGGUGGCUCUGGUUGCUGGUCUGUAUUAUCUGCGGCACCCUCGGUUUCGAAGCAAACUUCCAUCUGUACCCAGCAAUUUCUUCAGAAGGUUGCCAGCUAAAACAGACAGCUUAUUAUAAAAUGCUUUCUAGUUUGUUGAAUUGACAUUUUCAGUUUAUCUAACCAGUUUAUAGCUUGAAAAAUAAAUUAUCUGUAUUUCUAAACAAUCGUUCUGCACUUGUCUUCAAUAUAUAUGUAGAGACUCGCAAUUGCAUUCACAGCAGAACCAUCUUGUAAUCAAUUCUGACAUGCUUUAACGGAAUAUGUGGUCUCAUUUAA
Molecule: messenger RNA, 3730 nt
Organism: Jatropha curcas
Lineage: Eukaryota; Viridiplantae; Streptophyta; Magnoliopsida; Malpighiales; Euphorbiaceae
Product: FT-interacting protein 1
Source: RefSeq, a predicted model, not a curated record